AUGUCAGUGCACCUGACUUUAAAUCCAGAUGAAGACCAUGCCGGAGGGCCUUCUAAAACCAGUGGGACUACUGCUGCAGGACCACAAACACCUGGAGCGGAACAACAGGGCCCAGAGCACAGGAGGACGGAAGAAGAGAAGUGGGAAGAGGAUGAGAAGCAAGAGAAGGAGAAGGAGAAAGCAACCAGCUCAGCUGCCUUGGAGCCUAGCACUUUGCUAUGCCUGGGAGACAGAGAGCGAGAGGGAGAGAAAGGAGGUGUAGCGUCCGAGAGCGAGGGAACUGAAGGGGAUGAGGAGGAGGAGAGGGAGGCAGAGAGGAGAGUAGGGAGUCCAGAGCUUCUGGAGGGACAGGAGAGCCAGCCAGAGAGUGAGCGAAAGGCAAAAUGGAGAGAGAGCAUGCCGGAGGGAGAGAGAUGGAGGGAUGAUGAGGUGGAGGGAGGCGAGGAAAGGGAUGGUUCGCUUGCAGAUGAUGAGGAAGAGGGGGAGGAAGGCCCAGUGAAUUGGAUGCCAGAGAAGGUUGCGCAGGUCUUCACUCCGACAGUGAUAGUGCGUCCAUCUAGCAAACGGGAGGAGUUCCCACUCGAAAAUAGCCACUAUGGGGAGAUGGACACUGAGAGUCCUUUCUUAGAGCCCCAGACACAUACAGCCCCACCAGUACACUACUACCCACAGUGGACAGAGGAUCCGGACAACCACACACGUAUGUACCAGUGCCGGACCAAUACCAUUAACACUAAUUGGGGUCAGUUCCAUUUAAGUUCUAAUCAGUUUAGGGAUUGAAGUGCAUUCCUAUGAAAAAAGACAUUUGUCAUUAUGUAAAAUGUUCAAUAUACAGUAUAUCAACACAACUGGAUUCUAAAAAAUGUAGGUUACAUGAUCGUUUAUCUGAGCCUUUCCCCUCUGAUUAGACAUGUUUUAGCUCUAAUGGCUCCCCAAUGGUGGAACCAGGUUCCCCCUGAAGCUAGGAAAACAGUCACUGCCCAUCUCUUGAAAACAUCUGAAACCCUGCCUUUUUAAAGAGUAUCUUAAAUAAUCCCACAGCAGCACCUCCUCACCCCUUACAUUGCUGAUAGCUACUUUAUUGAGGAAAAAUGUACUUACUGUGAUAUGUGGUUGUCCCACCUAGCUAUCUUAAGAUGAAAGUUGCUCUGGAUAAGAGUGUCAGCUAAAUUAAUAAAAUUAAAAAAUGUAUAUCUCUUUCAUGUUGUGAGAAAUUGGUAUGAAAAUGGUAAUGUAAAAUAUGAGGUACUAUAAUAAGAGGAAGUCUAUAGAUAUUUCCUAUUGUCAUUGACCAAAGAAAUGGGUGUAGUUUUAUUAGAUUUUUUCUUUUACAUUUCUUACUUCAUUUUUAUUAAUACUUUUUGAGUUUUUAUUGUAUUUUAAAAACAAACUGUUCCCCUUGUUUGGCUGUAGUUUUAUUGAACCCAGAAUCCUCUGUUAUUUAGAUAUGUGUGGCGGUGUUUGUGGGGAUGUUCUGAAACUUGGCCUGGGCAUUGGUGCUGCAGCUGUUCUCUUCCCUCUACUUGUGUGGGGCGGCUAUGCCCUUUUGCCCUUUGAUGCCCCGCCACUGGACAGCGCCCCUCUCAGGCUGGUGUACACACUGCGCUGCUCCUUCUUUGCUGUCAUACCCAUCAUGCUAGGUAAGACUGUGGACUAAUAGGGUUGGGCUGUGAUAUGUUAUCACCUUUUAGAGAUUAUUGAAUAGACUCUAAAUGUUUGUUACUUCUUUACUCUUGGUAAUGCUAAUGUUUUUAGAACUUUUCUGGAACUCUCCCAAUCAUCCUCUACCUUUGGCCCUCCCUGCACUGUCUUCCUCUUCCCUCCACCCAUCUCUUCUCCUCCCAUCUUUCCCCUCCCACCCCCUCUCCCAGGUGUGCUGGUGCAGGGGGUGGCGCGUCUGCGCUACGGCUCCCUGACGCCCGUCUACGAGGCCAAGGUGGGGAAGGAGAGCAGGGAGGUGGCGGUCCACCGGAACUACGUGGGCGACUCGCUCUCCCUCUUCCUGCUCUACUUCCUGCAGCUGGCCGUCAUGGCCACCUACAUCAGCCAGGACCUGCUCAAGAUGGUGCCCCUGCUCACCAUUGUCUUUGCCUUCGGCAGGUGAGUGUCUGUCUGUCUGUGUGUUUCUGUAUGUUCACUACUCAGUCUCAGUUGUAGCAGUGCAUUCUACAUUGUAUGUUUAUGUUUAUUUGUGUGUGUGUUUGGUUAUGCGCAUUCAAUCUGCAGUUAGCAGAGAUGCAGCCGAUGUGGAAUCACUAGAUCGUUUUGAGAUUGGGCAUGCGUAUGCAGUGCAGUCAGCCUAAAACGCAGCAUUGUUCCCUUUCUCAACAAGGGCAAUGGCUUUUGUGGAGGGAUUGGUAACGUUGCUUCGUUGGUGCGGCAUGGGUUGUGUUGUGCAGAAAGGGCCUGGUGUGUGUGCGUGCAUGGGUAGUAGUAUUCCCUUAUCUCUAGUGUUCCCUCAAAUGUUUUUGGGCACUGAGCAGAUUUCAGGUCUGCUGAGCACAAACUUGAACGUUGUGAAAAUUCUGUGCAACUUCCAGCGCGUGUUUACUGAGAACACUGAGGCUAUACAGUGGUCCUCUGUAGCUCAAUUGGUAGAGCAUGGCGCUUGUAACGCCAGGGUAGUGGGUUCGAUCCCCGGGACCACCCAUACGUAAAAAUGUAUGCACACAUGACUGUAAGUCGCUUUGGAUAAAAGCGUCUGCUAAAUGGCUUAUUAUUAUUAUUUAAGUUACAGUUUUAACAGUGGCCUGAUCAUUUAGGCCUAUCAGAGUGGCCUACCAUCAAAAACUAUGGAGAAAAUGCAUCCCAUAACAUUUUAACAUGGAAAUAGCUGUUCUAUCAUUCAGCCUACAGUAGCAGCCAAUGUUGUUUGUUCUGUGUAAGCCUACAUUCCAUGAGACUUUUGAAAAAAACAUGCAGGGCUUGACAUUAACCUGUUUAUCCAAUGAAAAUGUUGUUGUGUGUUUUGAUGCAAGAAACCACUUUACAAAAUAAAAUGCAUUAUUAUUCCCAUACCAUUAUUACAGAGAAUCAGACAAAUUAUGCUACCCUCUGCCUAUUGGCUACUUAGCUUAUUCAAGCCUGUCUCAAAAUACAACACUGCCCCUUUAAGACAAAUAAAAGCUCUUUACCUGACUCGCUUUUCAAAGAAAUGUACAUGUUUGUGCUCUUGUAUGAAGCAAUCACUCUCUUAUUGCUGACCACAAAUUAUCUAUAACUGGGCUAAUAAUUCACUAACUAGCAAAGGAAAUGAACAAAAUGUGCAGGUGCAAAGCGAGAGCUACAUGCAGCUCUCGCUUUGAUCUGAAAACAAGCGCAUCUACUCACGACCGCUCAUGCUGUAAACACAGUCCAGUUCAAAGUAAAUGGCACAGACCCAUAUGGCAAUGGUCUAUUUGCAUAUAGGGCUACUGCAGCUCUGAUUGUUUAUGCUGCUUGUUAAUGCAAUAGAAUCCUACUCUGAUGCGUUCUGCCUACAACAAAAUCUCUUGCAUAGUUUGUUUUGUUUCGGUGUGUUGCAUUGAAAGUGGCUAAUAUUGCGUUGAUUAGAUCACAAUUGCCACAGUCAAGGGAAACAUUGAUAGUGUUAACAGGGAAAACUCUAAAACAGUGGUCACCAACCUUUUUUGAGUCAAGAUCACUUUCUGAGUCAAAAUGCAAGCCGAGAUCUACCGCUCAGAUAUUUUUUUACAUGGCUUAAAAAACGUAAGCCUCUGCAACAUUAACCAAUUAAAAACAGUUCUGUAGCAAUUAGGUUUUGUGCAGUAAGCUAUAGGCCCAAUACAUUACAUUAUCACUGCAUAUUGGCUUUGAGUGAAUUGCCCUGCCAAUGCAUUGUUGUUCUGGCCAAAAUUUGAGGUAUGCUAAAUGAUCACACCUGUAAUAGAUCUGUUGUUGUAUUACUUGUGAGGCACAGCUGAGUAAGCAUACAUUUAAAUAAUUCGCUUUUUAUUAGCAUUUUACUGGGCUGAUUGUACCUACAUCUGAUGGUCAGUCUCAGCGGAGGGAGAGAGCAGCAGACUGAGGGUCCGCCUCUCAACAUCCCUCCACUCUCCCUUUCCUCCACUGACACUGACCAAAAAGGGACACCGUCUUCCAGCUGAUGGCGAAACUCGUCGCACCGCAUUAUUUCUGCCUCAUGCACAAAUUCAUGUUGUUACUCCUAUGAACAGAGAAAGUGAAAUGUUCCUCGAAAUAAAAAAUAACCCAAGCUGCUAAUAAUAACAACAACGCAAGCCUAUAGAUACACUUUCCUACUCAUUCAUUACUGCUGCAGUGCUUGUUUUAGCGCUGAGUGGAAAUAGGAAGAACGCGCAUUUUAUGUUGACAGUGCUGAGUAAGAACUUAAACGAACUCACUCAUCAAAACAGCAGCUCUGUACUGUAUUUGUUGAGUCUCUCUCUAGUCAUGGUUUUGAACGUUUUGAAAUCUCACAGUAUCAACUUUGCUGUAGCUUUCUUUUAUGCCUGCUACGUUACUGCAGAAACGAUUGGCCAGCGGUAGGCCUAUUGUGCACUUGAUUUGCUCUCCAGGCCCACCGGGAAGGCAGAGUUUGUACCUUCAGACACAUGAAAUGGUUCAAAAUGGCAACAGUUGCCUACCCGGCGUGCAGGGCAGCUGAUUCGGGUUCACCUACUGGCAACAGCCCAAGACAAAUAAAACAAAAAAUAGGAACACAAGGCUUUAUCGUUGGGUUUUUUGCAGAAAUGUUCUAGAAGUUGAGUGAAAUUCAAUCUCGUGCUUCUCUCUGCGGGCUGAUAUUUCUUCUGCGCGGCAGUCCCAGAGGGAACAUUGCUUAUCACCGAUUCAUACUUUCACCCAACAUUGUCAUCAUUAUCUUUUCUAACCUUAUAUAAUGUCUGUAAACACUUGUUUACAUACAUUCUCUGUAUAUUAUCUCCAUGUUCUCUGACCCAUAGAAUGAUCUGGUGUUUGUCUUUCUGUAUUAGUUUCUUGAGCCUUCUGUGGGAGAUUUGAAUUUGUCUUGGCAGGAAGUAUCUUCAAAUGACUAUGCAGUCUACCUUAAAAGUUAGACUGUGGCAGUAUGACAGCACUUACUAAUAUUCACUGAAUAUGGGUGAGUUCGUUUAACAAGGAGUUUGCAGAUUUUAGACCAUUUCAUUGGUCCUUAUGUGAAAUCUACACCCACCCGGGGCACUGGGCUAUGCAAAACUCACCCCAUGUCCCUUCUUCUUCUUUUGGCUGAUCUACUGGGUUUGUGUGACCCAAUUGGCUGAUCUUGUUGUGAUCUCUCACCCUACAGGCUGAUCUACUGGGUCUGUGUGUCCCUAGGCAGCAGUGUGAGGGCUUUGGGCUUCGGCCUCUCCUUCCUGCCCAUACUGGUCAUGCUGGGUGCCAACCUCUACUUUGUGUGCUCAUCACUCAGUGAA
This is a messenger RNA of Coregonus sp. 'balchen', 5393 nucleotides long. Lineage: Eukaryota; Metazoa; Chordata; Actinopteri; Salmoniformes; Salmonidae. The record is from the annotation of a GenBank genome assembly.